GGCGAACCGCCGCUCAGCACCAGCAAGUCCAUCCAGGUGCGGGUGAGCGACGUGAACGACAACGCGCCGCGCUUCAGCCAGCCCGUCUACCAGGUGUACGUGAGCGAGAACAACGUGCCCGGCGCCUACAUCUACGCCGUCAGCGCCACCGACCGGGACCAGGGCGCCAACGCCCAGCUCGCCUACUCCAUCCUUGAGAGCCAGAUCCAGGGCAUGUCCGUCUUCACCUACGUCUCCAUCAACUCCGAGAACGGCUUCCUCUACGCGCUCCGCUCCUUCGACUACGAGCAGCUCAAGGAGUUCAGCUUCCAGGUGGAGGCUCGCGACGCCGGCGAGGAACCGCAGCCGCUGGCCGGCAACGCCACCGUCAAUAUCAUCGUCGUGGACCAGAACGACAACGCUCCAGCCAUCGUCAGCCCGCUGCCCGGCCGCAACGGCACCCCGGCGCGGGAGGUGCUGCCG
Meleagris gallopavo (turkey) is the source of this 462-nucleotide messenger RNA. NCBI's taxonomy places the organism in Eukaryota, Metazoa, Chordata, Aves, Galliformes, Phasianidae. The record is from RefSeq and is a predicted model, not a curated record.